This is a messenger RNA of Ascoidea rubescens DSM 1968, 1405 nucleotides long. Its product is annotated as ornithine transporter of the mitochondrial inner membrane. Gene Ontology annotation, biological process: transport. The transcript has a single exon. The record is from RefSeq and is a predicted model, not a curated record. Gene Ontology annotation, molecular function: transmembrane transporter activity. The coding region runs from base 148 to 1278 and encodes 376 amino acids. NCBI's taxonomy places the organism in Eukaryota, Fungi, Ascomycota, Saccharomycetes, Ascoideales, Ascoideaceae.
CGAAAAUACAAUAUAUCGAGUGGAAGAUAGCGAUACAGUGGGGAUUAGGGGUAGAGCUAGUAGAAAUAACAAUAGAACAACGCCUGUUAUUUACAAUCACCUCCAUCCAGCUGAGAUUAGUAUGUUUGAGUUCAAGUUUGUCCCAAGAUGUCAGAUAGUUCAAUUAAUCCACCUCCAAAUUCGUCAAAGCUAAAUCUUUCUGUUCCUGCUAUUACUGGUAGUGAUAUCGUCUCUCAAAAUGCUAUCAUAACGUUACCACCAUAUUUACAGUACUGGAGACCAACUAUUCUAUCAUAUUCUGCCUCAAUAAUAUCGACGUUUGUUGGGUUUCCAUUAGACACUAUAAAGACUCGAAUCCAGACCCAUCCUUCGUUCAAAAACUCAUUUGAUUGUUUUAGAAAAACUCUCAGGCAUGAGGGAAUUAAAGGUUUUUAUCGUGGGAUAACUGCCCCAAUAUUGUCUACUUCUUGCUCUAAAUCCUUGAGUGUCUCUUUAUACACCACGCUAAAACCAACAAUAUCUCUGAUCUAUGAAUCUGUGGUAGUGAAAAACCUUAUUGGACAAAGUUCAUACUACAACAAGGAUUUAACCGACAAACAGAGAGCUUUGUAUGUAACUUACAAUAAUAUCCCAGUGUCUGUAUCUGCUGGUAUGAUAUCUGGUGCUUUGGUUUCAAUUUUUGCUUGUCCUUUUGAAUUUACAAAAUUGUUUUCUCAAAUCGCUAUAUUGUUGGACAGCAAAAAUAAUUUUAAGAAGAAUAUUUUGCCCAAAUCAACCUAUCAAGUUGCAAAACAAAUCAUUAAAUCUGAGGGGAUCCUAGGUCUAUAUUCUGGUUUUCGAUUCCAUGUUGUAAGAGAUGCAAUAGGUUCUGGAUUUUACUUUGGUGUUUAUGAAACUUUCAAAUUGACCAUCAAUGCACUCUCUGAUAAAAAUGGCUACAUUUAUUUAAAUCCUUUUGACUUCAAUUCAGAUUCCUUUUUUAAUUUGAAGAUCCCAACUAAUCAAAUUGCUAUUGCUUUAGCUGGUGGUUUAUCGGGUAUUUUCAGCUGGAUAACAGUCUUCCCUCUUGACACUGUCAAGUCUGUUAUGCAAAGAGACAUUGUAAGCAAUAUUUUAAGAUUCCAAUCUGGUCAAGAAAAGUUGCCAUUAAAAAGAAGAAAAUUACAACUACCAACCAGAAGAAUGUAUAGAGGCCUUAGCAUUUCAGUGACAAGGUCUGUAUUAAACAGCACUAUAUUCUUUUUAUGUUUUGAGUAUUUCAUGAACAAUGUUGCAUAAAGAAGUUAAAUUCCAAAUUUUUUACCAUUUUCAUUGUUUUUUUAUUCCCAUUUUUUUCUGUUUUUAAUCCUUUCGGCUGUCUCUUGUAUAUAGGUUUAGACACAUUUUUUUUCUGACAAUAUUCUUC